UGAUGACGCUAUGUAGCUGAUGGAAAACCUCCUCCUGUGAUUCGCGGGAAAAGUGCAAAAUGGCGACGGCCGAAGUUUGAAGUUUAGCGCGACGAAAGCAGAGAAAGUGAGAGAGAGAGAAGGCGGAUAGAGAUACGGAUGCAUAGACGAGACAUAGAUUAACGGAGAGUGAGACGGGACAUUUGUGUGUUUGUCUCCCUGGAGUCCGGGGCACUGAGAGGACACAUACCGGACCACAGGACGAUGUUUGAGGACCUGAUUGAAGCCUUCUGUGCUCUGGAGCCUCAGGUAGCUCAAGGGGGCGGGGCAUGUCGGAAAGUGCACAGCCCAAGAGAGGAGGCGCAGUUUAGUUUGAGUGUUGGACAGUUCGUCCUCUGUCAUUGGUCAGAUGGACUCUACUACCUGGGCAAGAUCCAGAGAGUAAGCCCUCCACGGCUGAGCUGCUUCGUCACCUUCGAGGACAACUCCAAGUUCUGGGUCCUCUGUAAGGACAUCCAACAUGCCGGAGUGCCGGGGGAGGAGCCUCGCUGCUCGGUUUGUCAGGAGGCGGAACCAAACUCGGACAGCCAAUCAAACCCAAACAACCAGAUCCUCAUCUGUGGAAAAUGUGGCAUCGGUUUCCACCAGCAGUGCCACCUCCCUCCUGUAGAGGGCAGCAUUAGUCUCAGUCCUUGGUUCUGUAGACGCUGUGUCUUCGCUCUGGCUGUUCGGAAAGGUGGCGCUCUAAAGAAAGGACCAAUAGCGAAAGCUCUGUCAGCCAUGAAGCAGGUGUUACCCUACGACCUGGACUCUCUGGACUGGGACUCUCAGCACCGGACCAAUCACCAACAGUGUUACUGUUACUGUGGAGGCCCUGGAGAGUGGUACCUGAAGAUGCUGCAGUGUUUCAGAUGUCAGCAGUGGUUCCAUGAAGCCUGCACUCAGUGUCUGCAGGACUCUAUGAUGUUUGGAGAUAGGUUCUACCUCUUCCUGUGUUCGGUCUGUAAUAAAGGAUCAGAGUAUGUCCGUCGUCUUUCUCUGCGCUGGGUGGAUCUGGUUCACCUGGUCCUCUACAACCUGUCAGUAAGCAGCAAGAAGAAAUACUUUGAGCUGGACGAGAUCCUCACCUUAGUGUCUGCAAGCUGGGAAGCCCUACAGCUCGGAAAGCUGUCCCACACUCCUCCGUCAGAGAGGGGGCAGCACCUGCUGGAUGCUCUGAAUAAAUACAAGAGCAAGUUUCUGUGUGGAAAAGAGAUCAAGAAGAGGAAAUGCAUCUUCCGCCUGAGGACCAGAGUCCCUCCAAACCCCCCCUCCAAACUGUUUCCUGAGCGCUCUCAGAGUGACGCAGGGUUGGGGCAAAAGAAAUGCCCCAUCAGAAACAGUGCUUCUGCAGAGAAGAGGAAGAAGAAGUCCAAGUGGCUCCUAGAAGAUGCGAUUCCGAAUAACAAACUGUCCUGCAGUUGGAUCUCCAACCAUCACAUGGCAAACAUCUUUGACUUCACCCUAGAUGAGCUCCAGAGCCUCAAAAGUGGCUCCAGCCCAUCAGUCAGUAUUGAUCAGGACUCCACUGAUGCCUCCACUUCAGGUUCUGCUACAACCAGCGCCUCCUAUCACUUCAGAAGGAAGGUUGGCAGCCGGAAAAGGAAGUUGCCUAGCAACAGCUACAGACACUGGGCCAGUCGCAGCGAGGGAGGGGAGGAGCUUAGAGGGGAGGAGCCUCCUGGGAUGCUUGAAGACCAAGAAGCUCUUACCCACUUGACCACAGACUCCUCCCACUUCCUGUCUGACCCGACCCAGAUCCCAUCUGACUCCGCCCACCUCCACUCCUCCAUCUCCUCUUAUUUUGGAGUAGCGGGCAGACUGACCAACGGGGAGACGUACCAGGUGUUGGCUCGCCGCAUCACUCCUCAGGGGACAGUCCAGUACCUGCUGGAGUGGGAGGGGACGACACCUUAUUAGGACGUUAACAGAACAGGUUAGAUGAGAUGUUUGGAUUCCUCUUCCUCCACACGCACAGAGAGCUGCUGAUUGGUCACAUUGUGUGGACCAAUCAAGUUUGAAAUAGCGUCUCACUUUUGCACUAGGGCUGUCAAAAUUGCUCAAAAAUGCCGUUUGAAUAUCACUUAAAAACACACAUAUUGGAAUAUAUUUGAGCAUCUGGUUGCUACGUCUGGCCCAGACUGAAGGUCUGAUCCUGCAGCGUCUUUCCUCAGGUUGUGUGUCGAUAACAGGACAAAUGAAUACAACGAGACACAACAUCUUGUAUAGGUCAUUUAACAACGUAUUACCUACACAAAAAGGAGUAAAUGAACUCAUGGCCAGUGACAACAACAAUGAACAAAUGCAGAGUUUUGUGUGAUCUAAUCUAUUAGAUUAUUCAUGCAAUUUAAAGUCCGUACAGCCGCUGAUGCUGUUUUUUACAUUAAAAUAUUUUCACAUUUGAACAAUUAUUCGAAUCUAGAAUAUGUGUUGACAGCCCUGGUAUGAACCCCUGUGAGAUGUCUGCAUGCUGAGGUGAGUUUGGAGGAACCAGGUAUCAAAGAUUAUCAGGAGACUAUUUAGUGAUAACAAAGAGUUUAAAUAGUGCCAAAGACCUUAAACACACUCACACACCCUACCCUCAAACGUGUUGCUUAUCGGGGAAAUUAGUCCUUUAGAAAUGGAACAGACGGACUCACAGGACCGGUGGUGUGCUGGUUACAUUGGUUACCUUGGUUACCUAUGGACCCACGAGCCCCUUUGUGGGUGGAACCUGCAUGUUCUUCCUGCCUCAGUCCAGACAUCAGAUGUCUCUGAUGUCAAAGAAGAAAAAAAACAAAUGUGCUCUAACGCCCCCAAGCUGUCAAACAGCUCACUGCAGCACCUCUUCUCCUCCUUCCCCACCUUCUAGGGAGGUGCAUGGAAGUUAGAGCCCCUCCCACAAAUCAUAAGUGUAAUGAUAAUCAAAGGAAUUUGAAAACGUUUCUUCACAAAGCUUCAUAUUCACUAAAGAUAAAGACUACAAUCUGAGAGUCCAGUGCUUCAUGUGGGGCUUCUUGCACUAUUGUCCCAUUCACAUCUAUGCAAACAUGAACACCAUUAGUGAGCAGUUCAACAGCAGCUAGCUCCAUGCUAACUCAGCCUCUUGGUUUGAAUGAGUAAUGCUAACACUGCUAGUGGUGUCACUGUCACUUUAACCAUGAAGCUUUCCCUUGUUGCCAUGGAAACCAUGCUCCCCUUUUAUUGGACUGUUUUGAUCACAUGACUGGAUGUUUGGCCUUUGUUCCCUUCAGCUGACCAAUCAGCUUUCUCUAUAAUAAAAAAACUUGUCUAA
Pungitius pungitius (ninespine stickleback) is the source of this 3292-nucleotide messenger RNA. It is a transcript of the gene phf19, whose product is annotated as PHD finger protein 19. Gene Ontology annotation, biological process: chromatin organization; regulation of DNA-templated transcription. Lineage: Eukaryota; Metazoa; Chordata; Actinopteri; Perciformes; Gasterosteidae. The record is from RefSeq and is a predicted model, not a curated record. Gene Ontology annotation, cellular component: nucleus. Gene Ontology annotation, molecular function: chromatin binding; DNA binding. Bases 244 to 1938 code for a protein of 564 amino acids. The transcript has 14 exons.